UCAAGCGCGAGUGUGCUCUCCGUCCGAUUUGGAGUCUGAGCGCAUUUCUUGAUGAGCAGAAACAAAACUAGAAAGACAGAAAGAACCCGCAACUCUUGUACUCUCCCAAGCAGAGGAGGCGGGCGUUAAGAAGCGAGAACCGCAACAUCAUGAGCUCCGAGGCUGUUGUCAUCGUGUCUGCGGCAAGGACGCCGAUAGGCCGUUUCAAUGGCUCCUUGUCCAAUCUGCCUGUACACUUACUGGGGUCCCGUGUCAUCAGCGAAGCCCUCAAACGGACAAGUGUCAGACCAGAAGAUGUGUCUGAAGUCAUCUUGGGACACGUUCUAACCGCAGGCCAUGGACAGAAUCCCGCACGCCAGGCCAGUGUGGACGCAGGAAUCCCAUACUGUGUGCCAGCGUGGAGCUGUCAGAUGGUCUGCGGCUCUGGUCUGAAAGCUGUUUGCCUGGGUGCCCAAACCAUCAUAACAGGAGAGGCAACGAUUGUUGUUGCGGGUGGAAUGGAAAAUAUGAGCAGGACACCCCAUGCGAUACACAUAAGAUCUGGACACAAAAUGGGCGAUACUCCAUUACAGGACACCAUGAUUUCUGACGGCUUGACAGACGCCUUCCACCAGUACCACAUGGGCAUAACAGCUGAAAAUGUGGCCAAGCAGUGGAGCGUGAGUCGCCAGGCUCAGGACCAAUUUGCCGUGCAGUCCCAGAACAAAGCAGAAGCUGCGCAGAAAGGCGGAUACUUUGAAAAGGAGAUUGUGCCCAUCCAGGUUCCCUCAAUGAAAGUUGAACUUACGGCUGACGAAUUUCCCCGCCAUGGAUGCACGCUGGACGCUGUGACUAAAAUGAAGCCCUGCUUUGUGAAAGACGGCUCGGGAUCUGUGACAGCGGCAAACUCUUCAGGGAUAAAUGAUGGAGCAGCAGCUGUUGUUCUGAUGAGCAAGUCUGAAGCAAAGAAGAGAAACUUGCAGCCGUUGGCACAGAUCAUCUCCUGGGCACAGGCUGGCAUAGAUCCUUCCGUCAUGGGCACCGGGCCGAUUCCAGCCAUUAAGAAAGCAGUGGAAAAAGCCGGAUGGAAACUGGAAAACGUCGAUCUGUUUGAAAUCAACGAGGCGUUUGCUGCCCAGUCGCUGGCAGUCGUGAAGGAGCUGGGCCUAAAGCCAGAGAAGGUUAACAUCUCCGGUGGGGCAAUCGCCCUCGGCCAUCCUCUGGGAGCGUCAGGAUGUCGGAUUUUGGUUACACUUCUUUAUGCUCUGGAGAGGACGGGUGGCAAGAAAGGAGUGGCUGCCCUUUGCAUUGGUGGUGGCAUGGGAAUAGCCAUGUGUGUAGAAAGGACGUGUGACUGAGACCCCGAGGAACACGAGCCUGCAAGUCCUGGGCCUUCCCAACGUGUAACUGUUUAUCAUUCCAAAGCCUGCAUGUAAUUAAGAUCUGUGACUUUUCUUUUUAAAUAUUAUUUUAAUGUGCCAAACAAGUGCCAUGUAUAUACUGUAUGCUCAACUGAACAUUUUAGAUAAAUGCUGUAACAUUUUAGUUACUGUGCACUAGGGCUGUCAGAUCAAACAUCAUCAUUCAAAUAUAAUUCAGAUUUAUUAAAAACAGGCAAAAGCUAAUGUUUGUUUUACCUGCACUAAUUUUGGUGUUGUUACCCCAUACACACGUAUUGUACUUCAGUUUCCCCCCAUCAGUCUUUUCAUAAUUUUGAACGGCGUUCACGAUGAAGUCGACUACUCUGCACUUUGGUCUCCAAGUGUACUCAGAGCAGUUCAUCUUCAGACCCAAGAUCCCAGACUGUUUAAUGCGAAGACCUUCUCAUUGAAGCAAUUGUAAAAAAAUCAUCAUUCUUAAUGUCCUUUUAGUGUAAAGCUUUAAAAUGGCGACAUUGAAGAGACUCGUCACCCAACACACCGUAUUCCACAAUUGGUCUCUGUCUUAGAUUGCUAUUGAUUUGACACACAACAAGGCCGAAUAGUGCUGCAUCUGUAAAAGAGAAGAAAGCAGACGGAUGGCGUGGACCUUGACUUGAUACCCUGACAAAAGGAUUCGAAAACUUUUUUGUGCGCAGGUCCACACUUGUCGACUGCCAUUUUGUUUUGAAUGUCGUGAUUUUAAUGGUGCCCUGCCACUGUCCAACACACACUUCCAAAAUUCUAGGUCUUCCUGCUUCUUGCCUGCUCUUUUACUUCUCUCGCCGUCUUGCUGACUCGUAUUCCACCCGCCCUUAAACCGCUCUGCCUGUGCCAGUUUACCAGCCAGAGACGCCACCAUACGUUUGCAGCACACGACUCCGGCAGAGUGUUAAGUGGGCGUCGUGAGCGC
Molecule: messenger RNA, 2310 nt
Organism: Polypterus senegalus (gray bichir)
Lineage: Eukaryota; Metazoa; Chordata; Cladistia; Polypteriformes; Polypteridae
Gene: acat2
Product: acetyl-CoA acetyltransferase 2
Exons: 9
Coding region: 150-1337 (395 amino acids)
Biological process (GO): fatty acid beta-oxidation
Molecular function (GO): acetyl-CoA C-acetyltransferase activity
Source: RefSeq, a predicted model, not a curated record